GGCAGUCUGUCCCAGAAAACAACCUGUAACAGACGUGGAGACUCAGUUUUGUUCUCAGAGUCUCACAGGUUUUAUUUUCCAGGGUUUUGUCCCGGCAGUGGUCUUUUUUCGGGCUGGGAUGCCAGAGUUUUUACAGUGACAGUGUCGUUUCAGGAGGGGUGUGUGUGUGUGUGUUGACAGGAUUCCUCAUCUCUGAGGGUGUGCAGAUGGUGCAGGAGAGGAGACAUGCAGGACAGCUCCAACUGCAGGUUUUCCAUGACAUUUAGUUGGAAGUGGAACAAGGAAGUUGCUGAAGUGAUCAUCUCGAGGAAUCGGGGAGACAUCUAAAGACAAAAAAAUUUGCCUGAUCGUGUGAAGUACAUUUUGUGGCUCCUAUUGAUCAACACCCACAGUAAAACUUUAUCUCAGAUCUGAUAUAGCUUUGAACUCCCAACACUUGCAACUGACCCACAGACAUUGAACCAAAAUGGUGGCAGUCCGGGUUUUUUCAUGGAUGUUGUUGAACCUGAUGGCUGUCGCACAACGUGCCCAUGCCCAGAGUCUGGUUCAGCUGAACUCAGGUGUUCAGGUAGGCCGGGGCAGGUCUGUGUAUGUGACGAACAAGGAGCUGCAGUUCAACAUGGAUCAGGCAUCAGAAUGUAAAGUGGAGGUGGUACUCAACGAGCCAGUGACUCAGAGAGUGGGAAGACUUACUCCUCAGGUGUUUGACUGCAACUUUCUGCCUGAUGAGGUGAAGUACAUCCACAAUGGUAGUCCUCUUUUGGAGGAGGACAUGGUCAUGUUGAGAGUCUACAGGUUCACCAACUCCAGCACCUUGGUAGAGACGGUGGUAUUCAGGGUGGCGGUGGUGGAACAUGAACGCAGCCUGGUAGGGCUGGGCAGCACUCCCUUGGUGGUCCCCCAGUUCUACAGUCUGUCCAACGCCAUCGACGGCUCUGUCCUGAGCAUCCGUAGUCGGCCGGACGUAGCCUGCACCGUGAGGCUACUCACCCCAGAGACCAACGUCCCCUCCCUGGGGCAGCUGGUGACCGAGGAGGACCCUGGGCUGUGGACAGGCAGAGAAACGGGUGAUCCGUGUCCAGGAAAUAAGCCCUGCCUCCACAACACAAAGAUGGUAAGUUUCCUCAAAGCCACCUGCCAAGAGUUCCUCAGCUCGGCUCUGAAGUACCAACACCUACGCCCGCCGUCGCCGGAGAUCGACUACAUCCCUAUCCGAGUGGAGCUACGGGACCAGACCUCCAGAGCACUGUUGGAAACGGAAGCUGUCUGGCUGCCGGUGCUGAUCCACGGGGCCGUGCAGAACCAGCCGCCACAGGCCGCCUUCAUGGCCUCCUUCAUCCUGGAGGUGGACCAGUUCAUCCUAACUCCGCUGACCACGGCCACACUGGACGCCAAGGAUGGAGAGACCCCCCAGGAGCGCCUGGUGUUCAACAUCACCAAGCCCCCCGCCGAGGGCUACAUCACCCAUCUGGACGACCACACCCGGCCCUGCCGCUCCUUCACCUGGCAGGAUCUCCAUGACAUGCAGAUGGCCUACCAGCCGCCCAACAGCAGUCAUACAGCUAGAAAGGACUAUGAGGUAGAGUUCCAGGCCAUUGAUGAAUCCUAUGCAGCCAGCACACCUCUUAUGGUUCACUUGUCCAUCAGGGCAUCAGAGACCAAGGCACCUAGAGUCUCCUGGAACAUGGGGCUGGAUCUGUUGGAGGGCCAGUCUCGAUCAAUCACCUGGGAGGACUUCCAGGUAGUGGACAGUGACAACAUUGAUGCUGUCUACCUGGUGGCUGUAGAUGGACCUCUGCAUGGACGACUCAGUGUCAGAGGUGGUAAAGGCUUCAUGUUCCGGGCGCGGGACCUCCAGGAGGGCGUGGUCACCUACCAUCACUCUGACAGUGACACCACCCGCGACCACAUCAUGUUCCGCAUCACGGACGGAACCCACAGCGUCCGCCACAAGUUCCCCAUCAACAUCCUGCCAAAGGACGACACGGCGCCGUUCCUCAUCAACAACGUGGCGUUGGAGGUGCAGGAGGGCGGCGAGGUGCUACUGGAGGAGUACAUGCUGCUGGCCUCUGACCUGGACUCCAGUGACGACCACAUCCUGUACCGGCUUCUCACCUCCCCCCGGGCUGGAGAGGUUGUCAAGAAGGCCCAUCCACAGCAGUCAGGUGUAGCAGUGAAGAGCUUUCUGCAGAGGGACCUGUUCAUGGGGAUGAUCUAUUACAGACACUCUGGAGACGAGUUGUUCCAGGACUCCUUCGACUUCAUCCUAUCAGACAGCCAUCAACCCCCCAACUUGUCACACAAACACACCGUGGUGGUACAAGUGUUCCCGGUCAAGGACCUCCUGCCAGUGGAGGUGGCUGGUAGCGUUCGCUCCCUCACGGUCAAGGAGACGGAUGUGGCCUUCCUGACGCAGAGCCACAUCCACUUCAGAGACCCAGAGCACCCGGACACUGACCUGUCCUUCUCCGUCUCCACACCCGUCUUCAGCCCCAGACAACCAGGGCUACCAGAUGCAGGGAGGCUGUUCUACACAGACAGCACCCACUCAAUGAAGAAGGACCCCAUGGUUCCGGUGUUGAAGUCGUUCACCCAGCACGCUGUCAAUCACAUGAAGGUGGGCUACAUGCCCCCCAUCGAGGACAUCGGGCCGGACCCUCUGUUCGUCCAGUUUGUCUUCUCCGUGAGUGACAACCAUGGUGGCAUCAUCGCCGACCUGCUCUUUAACAUCACCGUGACCCCUGUGGACAACCAGGCCCCUGAGGCGUUCACCAACCUGCUGAGGGUGGAGGAGGGAGGUGGGUCCUUUGUGACGGAGGAGCACCUGUUGGUGCGGGACGUGGACAGCACGGAGGGAGGACUCAGGGCGGUGGUGCUGACCACACCCUUCCACGGGAGGCUGGAGCUGCAGGGGAACGAGCUCCACCGAGGGCACUCCUUCACCCUCCAGGACCUGAGAGGGCUGCGGGUCAGGUACAUCCACGAUGGCUCUGAGACGGUGCGGGAUGCUGUUGGUCUAACAGUAACGGACGGCGUCAACUCUGCCCAUGUGACUUUACCAGUACAGGUCCUGCCCGUGAAUGAUGAGCCCCCCCAGCUGGGCCCAGGGCUCCGUGGGGGGCUGACCUGUGAGGAGGGGGGCCGGGUGCAGGUCACCGCCGAGUACCUGUCUGCCACCGACGCAGACAGCGACGACGCCAGGCUGAUCUACAUGCUGGCCCGCACUCCUGCUCUGGGGGAGCUGCGCAGAGCCGGGGUCAGUGUGGACAAGUUCUCCCAACAGGACGUUCUGCUGGGGCUCAUCUAUUACACACACACAGGGGGCGAGAUUGGAGUCCUUCCCGCGUCUGACUCGGUCACCCUCAUCGUGUCGGACGGGGAAGCGGGGGGCACGGACGGCUGCUGCCACGGUGACGCCAUUCCGCCCCCCGUCCCUCUUCACGGAACACUUCCUGUUUACGACCUCAACGUCACAGUUCUUCCCAUCAACAACAAGCCCCCAGUCGUCACCAUGGGUGACAUGUUUGUGGUGGAUGAGGGUUCAUCCGCCUGUCUGUGCGGGGGGGUGCUAGGGGCAGAGGACCCUGACACAGCCCCCGAAGAGCUCUUCUUCCUCCUGGAGAACCUGCCCCAACACGGCUUCCUGGAGAACACCCUGCCCUCGCCCGGUUUCGAAAAGAGCAAUGCCGGUCUCAGAGUGGUCUCAUUCAGCUUGCUCCACCUGAGGGCGGGGUACAUCAACUAUGUCCAGGCGGAGCACCAGGGGCUGGAGCCCACCGUGGACCAGCUGACCAUUUGUGUGAGUGACGGUGUACACACGUCUGCCCCUGUCCCCUUCUACGUCAUCAUCCACCCCACCAACGACGAGACUCCCUCGCUGAUGCUCAACAACUUCACUGUGACAGAGGGGGGGGUGAAGGAGCUGAGUCCAACCAUUUUGAAUGCGUUGGAUUUGGAUGCCCCAGCAGACAUUCUGACUUUCACAGUUCUGGUAGCUCCGGCCCACGGCCUUCUGCUGAAUGGGAUCUAUGGGAGGGAGAUGAGUCGCUAUAAGGACAUGGGCUCCAAGCUGCUUCAGCAGAGCUUGAUUGUACACUCCUUCACAAUGGAGGAGCUCAAACAAGGGAUGAGGAUCGUGUUCAUGCAUGAUGACUCGGAGACCCUGAAGGAUUCCUUCACUGUGCAGCUGACAGACGGCCGCCACACAGUGCAGGAGGCCGUGCACGUCCAUGUCCUGCCGGUCAACGAUGAGAGACCCUGGCUGCUGAGGAACGCUGGUGUGGAGGUGGACUGGAUGGACAGGAGGGUUAUCUCCAGUGUGGUUUUGGAGGCAGAAGACCUGGACUCGCCUCCCAGUGAGCUCCAUUACAUCCUCACCGCGGUGCCCAGGUUUGGUAAGCUGCAGCUCAAGACAGAAGCUGGCUGGACUGUGUUGGGUGCUGGUCAGAACUUCACCCAGGAGGACGUGGAGCUGAACCGUGUAUGGUACGUCCACACCACGGGAACCGGGUUCAAAGGUCAUGACAGCAUUCGUUUCGUCCUAAGUGACCUGGACAACGAGUCUCCGCCUCAGAGCUUCUUCAUCUCAGUACGCACCAUCAUUAAGGGUGACAUUGCGCUGGUUACCUCACCAGCUACUCUGAUGGAGGGAGAGAGGCUGAUCCUGACCACAGAUAUCCUGCUGGCCACAGACGGAGCAGCCAGGCCAGAGGAGCUGAUCUACACCGUGUCCAUCCCCCCAAAACACGGACACAUCCACGCUGUCCAGCGUCCCGGAACGCCGCUCCUCACCUUCUCCCAGAUGGAUGUGACAGCACAGAGAGUGUGUUACACCCACGACAACAGUCACACAGCUGAACAGGACUCAUUCAGCUUCGUAGUCACCAAUGGCAUCACUUCCCGCACCGGCUCCCUGAGAUUCGCAAUAGAACAUGGCGACCGGAUCCCACCCUCCCUAAACCGCAAUACCGGCCUCCAACUGACAGAGGGCACUGUGGAGAUCAUCACACAAGACCACCUGGAGCUCACCGACCCGGACACAGCUGUGGGGAACCUGACCUAUAGCAUCAUCCAGCCCCCGCAAUACGGCAAGCUGCUCCUGAAGGGCUACCCAUUGACCGUAACUCGCUUUUCCCAGGCUGAUAUCAACAGCUUGGACCUGGCUUACCAGCACCACCGGGGCAGCCUGGCCCAGAUCGACAGGUUCAGUGUACUGCCAUCUGACGGUACAAACAGAGGUUACCUAGAGUAUGGACAACUGAAGGAGGAGCCGCUGGUCUUCACCAUACAGGUGGAGCAUGUGGACAGGAACCCCCCCAGGCUGGUGACCAAGCGGACACCCAGUACAGUGGAGAACCUCCCUGGGGGAUCAGGGGACAAGCAGGUCAUCUACAUAACAUCACGUGACCUCCAGGCCUCUGACCCCGACAGCCCCACCGGGGAACUGGAGUUCACCAUCACCCGCCCACCUCACUUUGGCUUCCUGGAGAAUGCUCUCACCGGGUCAUACAUCAAAGGUCGCUUCACCCAGAAAGACUUGGAGCUGCGGGCAGUGCGCUUUGUCAUUCCCACCGACUUGGAGGUGACAGGAGACAGCUUUGAGUUCCGGGUCAGCGACCCUGUGGGGAACACCAUGCUGCCUGAAAUGCUGGAUCUGACCUGGUCUCGGGUGGAGCUGUCGGCUACGUGUUACAGGGUGUGUGAGAAUGCCGGGAUGCUGCAAGUGCAAAUAAAGCGCAUUGGGAAAAGCAUGGACCCUGCUUACAUCGCUAUACAGGUAGAAGAGGGGACCGCCAAGGUGGGGAAAGAUUUCACCCACAGUACUGCCAGCCUCAUCCAGUUCGACCCAGGAGUAAAUGUGAAAACCUGGAACAUUUACCUGAAAGCUGACGGAUUGGAAGAAAACCAUGAGAUAUUCACUGUGCUUCUGAAAGCCCCCAAGAACACUGUGUUGGGUCAGAGGAACUCAGCCAUUGUGGAGAUAGUAGAUCCAAGAGGAGGAAGGUGUGACCCAGAGGACCUGAGGGUGGAGGAAGGUGAGAAGCAAGCGCCUCGGCCGCCUCAACCAGAGGAGGACAGUGUGACAGAAAUCCAGACAGAUCUGCUGAGGGAGAGCUGGCCUCAUCCGCCCAGAGGGGACGUGCCCGACAGGAGGCCCUACCCAGACUACGGGGACGGAAAGACGGAGCCCCGGGACCAGGCUCACAGCCAGACUACCAGGCCACUCAGAACACAGGGAAGCAGAGGCAACGGCCGAACGGUCCUUCACUCGGGGGUCAAGAGGAAGAAUGAAGAGAAAAUUUGGACGUUCCACGCCCUCACCCCACUGAAACGGGAGGAAAGGAGGCUGCCUAUUCCCGAACCUCUCCCUCAGGUGCACCCUAACCUUGAGGUGACCCCCAUCUGGAGCUGGUCUGGCCAUAGUGAGUUCCUCCGCCAGGUCGGCGUGGGGGAUUCUACCCAAGAGGAUGCCCCCAUACCCUCAUUCAAACACCGGGCUGGGCGCCAACACAAGGCUGGGAAGUCGGUGAGCACUUCCUGCCCUGAGGACUGGAGCCAUUACAGGAGCCACUGCUACAGGUUGAGUGCUGGUGUAGCUAGCUGGAGCAGUGCUCAAAGAAGCUGCACUUUGCUGUUAAACAGCAACCUAACAAGUGUCCACUCCCAAAAAGACAUGAGCUGGUUAUGGAAAUUUGCUGGAAAACAGCCAUUUUGGCUUGGACUGUCAGGCGUCCAAGGACAUUGGACAUGGAUGAAUGGCAGGUCACUUACAUUCUCCAGACUCAAGAGGGACAGAACCCAAGACCUGAAGCUUAACAUUGCUGCUUCCAAUAACACCUGUGUGCUCGCCCAGAGCCAGAAAACAUGGAAGCCCAUGUUCUGCAACACCUCACCAGAACACAGAUACAUAUGUUCAGCGCUAGCGCAGAUUAACUGAAAACGAGAGUAUUGGGGAUUAUCACUCAUCACCAGCACAAACACCAGCACAAACAUAGACACUCUUUUUAUUUUGGGCCAUUUAGAAGAAAAUACAUUGAAAAUAAACAUUGAAAAUGUGAAAUAAUAAAUAAAAUAAAAAUAACCAAGUGUAUUUUUCUAAUCAUUUGAAAUGUUGACAUUUGGAACGAAAUGGAAGGAUAGUUGGUUACAGAUUAUUUAUAGAUGUUCAACUAGGUUUACAGUAACUAAGCAUAAGCUGAUUCCUUUAUAAUGUUAGAUGGUUUUUAAAAGCGGUUCAAUGAAGUACUGUGUAUUAUUAGCGUAGAUAUCAGCUAAAGAGAAAUGAAACAGAAUGAAAAGUUCCAUUGCUUGAAAAGGUUUACUUUAUAAACUUAUAACGUGAUGCUCUGUACAUGUUUGAUUUGUAUUUCCUUUUUUCCAUAA
This is a messenger RNA of Esox lucius (northern pike), 7383 nucleotides long. It is a transcript of the gene frem1b, whose product is annotated as Fras1 related extracellular matrix 1b. The record is from RefSeq and is a predicted model, not a curated record. Gene Ontology annotation, biological process: cell communication. Lineage: Eukaryota; Metazoa; Chordata; Actinopteri; Esociformes; Esocidae. Gene Ontology annotation, cellular component: membrane. Bases 467 to 6937 code for a protein of 2156 amino acids. The transcript has 36 exons.